AUGGAGAGCCGGGUGGUGUCUCCGGGUCCCUACCGCGCCACCAAGUUGUGGAAUGAAGUUACUAAGUAUUUUCGGGCCGAAAUGCCACGACGGAAACACAGGCAACACUUCAAAAAAUAUGGGAAUUGUUUUACUGCAGCAGAAGCAAUUGACUGGCUUCAUCAAUUACUCAGGAAUAACAGAAAUUUUGGUCCAGAAGUUACUAGGCUGCAAACUAUUCAACUGUUAAGGAAAUUUCUCAAAAAUCAUGUGAUUGAAGAUGUAAAAGGAAGAUGGGGCUCAGAAAAUCUGGAUGACAACCAUAAUUUGUACAGAUUUCCUUCAGCUUCUCCAGUUAGAAUACUGCCACGUCGAUGUCCAUUGAGUGAGAACACUGAUAAAAUGCCUAAAGGCACAGAAAGUACAUUUAAACUACGACAUUACUCCAAGAGGACGCCCAAAAAAUAUGAAUUUCAGGAAUGUCAGGAGAACAUAGAAAAUAUGAAAAGUGAAACAAUGGAAGAGGAGAAAAGGUUGGCAUACGGCAGGCAAAUAACCCAAGCAGACACUGAAGAAAUUUGGAGAAACAUUGUUUUGAUACAUUUGCAAACUGUUUUAGGUAUACCAUCAUUAGAAGAGGUCUUGCACCCAGCACAAGUAGUUCCUCGGUUCAUAAUUUACAACAUGACUAAUACAAGUAAACGUGGCAUUGUUCUUCUACAUGACAAAUCAGAAGACCUCCCUCACUGGGUGCUAUCGGCUAUGAAGUGUUUAGCGAACUGGCCUAGAAAUAAUGACAUGAGCCAGCCAACAUACACGGGUUUUGAACGAGAUGUAUUCAAAACAGUUGCUGACUACUUUCUUAGUCUCCCUGAACCUUUGCUUACUUUUCAGUACUAUGAAUUAUUUGUGAACAUCUUAGUUUUGUGUGGCUACAUCACAAUUCCAUAUAGAUCCAGUGGGAAAUCUGGUACCCGGAAUGACUUGGAGCUUUCAAAAACUCCGCAUUUAAACUCUUUCAAAUCAACUGAAUGUCUACUGCUAAGUUUACUCCAGCGUGAGACUGGCAAAAAAGAUGGAUCUGAGACUUCUGAAACAGUUUCUAAAACGUGCACAACUGGAAAAGGACAUGCUAUAAAGUUGCAGCACUAUAACGUGGCUUGUAAAAGGGGCACUAUUCACCAACUAGCAGGUGGCAGCUGUCAAAAUCUUUCAAGACUGAAAAAUGAACAAGCUCUGCCUCUCAAACUUAAGGCAAGAUGUUACUCUUUGGAGGGAAUUGCAGAGACUGCCUCAAGCAAAUGUUGUAAAGAUGGAUUAAAAAUGCAUUCUCGAGCUGAAAUUCACAUGAUGCCAUUCCCAAGUAAUGAAAACCAACUGUUGCAAUCCGAGUAUAAGCCAGACUCUUUGUUGGAUCUCUGUUCAGAUCACGUUAGCCAAAAACAAACCUCUGGCACCAAGAGGGUUUCUGCAUCAAGUGUUCCUGACCGAGAGCUGUCUAGUGCUAACUACAAAUCAAAGCCACUUUGCAGGUCUCAGAGUUUAUAUGGAAAUCACCAUUCCAGUUGGUGUGGCAUCCAUGCUCCAGUUGCGGAAAUCACAGUGAGACCAUAUCCAGUAGUUCCUUUUGGCCAAACCCACCAAAGUACUACCAGGGAGGUUGCUGAAAUAGGGAUUAAGCCUGGGGGUUCUGAUAUGGCCAUCAACAAAAGGCUCUGCAAAAGCACAACACAACUUUCACAAAGCACGUUUUCUCCCACCUCCUUUCUGUUGACUGGCACAUCACAUCUCUUGCAACCUCAUUUAGAAAGAGUUGCCAUUGAAGCACUGCAGAUCUGCUGCCUGUUGCUUCCACCACCAAAUCGCAGAAAACUUCAACUCUUAAUGCGCAUGAUCUCUCGGAUGAGUGAAAAUGUGGAUAUGCCACGCCUUCAUGAUGCAGUAGGCACCAGGUCUUUGAUGAUACAGACAUUUUCACGAUGCGUACUGUGCUGUGAAGAAGAAGUAGACCUCGAUGAGUUGCUUGCCGUAAGAUUAGUUUCCUUUCUAAUGGACCAUCAUCAAGAAAUUCUAGAAGUCCCAACCUAUUUACAGGUUGCAGUGCGAGACCACAUAGAAACAUUAAAAAAUACCCAGAUGGAAUGUCUAGAUGAAGAGCUGAGCACCAUAUUCCCAACUUACUCCUACUGCAAGAGGAUAACAUCUCAGGAAUUUGAUGAACAAAAGAUUUAUACUUCUCAGGCAGCGGUUGCGGAGCUUUUGGAAAACAUUAUUAAGGACAGAAAAUUAUCUCUGAAAGACAAGAAGAAAAAGCUGAAGCAGUUCCAGAAAGAAUAUCCCCAGAUCUAUCGGAACAGAUUUCCGACCACAGAAAGUGAAGCUAUCUUGUUUGAAGACAAGCCCACCAUCAAGCAGCCGAUGCUCAGCUUGCGCAAGCCAAAGUUUCGUACCAUGAGAAAUUAA
Molecule: messenger RNA, 2442 nt
Organism: Elgaria multicarinata webbii
Lineage: Eukaryota; Metazoa; Chordata; Lepidosauria; Squamata; Anguidae
Gene: DEPDC1
Product: DEP domain containing 1
Exons: 12
Coding region: 1-2442 (813 amino acids)
Biological process (GO): intracellular signal transduction
Cellular component (GO): transcription repressor complex; nucleus
Source: RefSeq, a predicted model, not a curated record